AUGUCGAAUAACGAGCGGCAGAGGCUCGACCUUCUGCCCGCCGCCGGCAAUCGCGUCGUGAUCAGCCUCUCCCCGGCGUCGUCGAUCCCGCCGUCGCCUCGCAAGAUGGACGGCCGUGUCGAGUUGAGGCCCGAUCCGGCGCGUGCGUGCGGCGGCGUCGAGAAAGCCUCAAAGGCCCUCGCAGAGUGCUCCGCCGAGGACCUCGAGGCUCUCUCGCUGGCCCUCGCGCACGAGAAGCCGGUCCCCGCGUCCUCCACCGCCUUUGCCGACCUCGAGGCGCGCGCAGAGACGAAGGAGGGCACCGGGGAGGACAGCUACCGCAGCUGGUUUGCCCGCGAGAACAGCUGGCUGCAAGGCAAGCGGGGCCCGGCCUCCGACCCCCUCGUCGCCUGAGCGGGCGGCGGCAGCUGUACGCUCUUGCUGUGUGUGCUGUGUGUGCUGUGUGUGCUGUGUGUGCUGUGUGUACACCAAAUUGUGCGUGCGCGAGGCUGGGUGUGUGGUGAAUGUGAGCGGUGCGGAUGAUUGAUGUGCGCGGCUUUUCAAUUGUGAUAUGUGCGCGUCGGUGGCCCGUGGGUGAUACUG
Molecule: messenger RNA, 582 nt
Organism: Emiliania huxleyi CCMP1516
Lineage: Eukaryota; Haptophyta; Isochrysidales; Noelaerhabdaceae
Exons: 2
Coding region: 1-393 (130 amino acids)
Source: RefSeq, a predicted model, not a curated record